Nyctereutes procyonoides (raccoon dog) is the source of this 4049-nucleotide messenger RNA. RefSeq names its product zinc finger and BTB domain containing 32 (gene ZBTB32). Gene Ontology annotation, molecular function: protein binding. The transcript has 5 exons. The record is from RefSeq and is a predicted model, not a curated record. Gene Ontology annotation, biological process: regulation of immune system process; negative regulation of transcription by RNA polymerase II; regulation of cytokine production. NCBI's taxonomy places the organism in Eukaryota, Metazoa, Chordata, Mammalia, Carnivora, Canidae. The coding region runs from base 1728 to 3236 and encodes 502 amino acids.
UUUUUUGAGAGAGAGAGCACAUGUGCAUGAGUGGGGGUGGGAGUUGGGGAAGGGGGGUAAGGGCAGAGGGAGAGGGAGAAGCAGACUCCCCACUAAGCAGGGAGCCAGACACGGGGAUCCAUCCCAGGACCCCAAGAUCAUGACCUGAGCUGAAGGGAGAUGCUUAACUGACUGAGCCACCCAGGCAUCCCUUGAUUUUUUUUUUUUUUUUAAGUAAUUUCUACACCCAGCAUGGGACUUGAACCUACAACCCUGAGAUUAAGAGUUGCAUGCUUUACAAACUGAGCCAGCCUGGCACCCCCUCAUAUGAACUUCUUUGACUCUAGAAGUUCACAAGUGAAAUAAGGAGGCAGGAAGGGAGCUGAAUAUCUUGAAUCUGGAAGUAGAGGAGGUGGUCUCUCUUGGAGGGGUAAAGCAGAGCCAGGGGUAUAAGACCACACCCCCUUGGGGGACUGUGGCAGAGUGAUACUUGGGACACCCAAUGGAAGACUGUGAUGUCAGGGGCGGGGCUAGCUCCGGGUGUGGGGGGGCACCCAGGAGCCCCAACAGCAGUUCAGAGCAUGCGGUGUCCAGGAGGAAGCUACAACCGGUGAGUGGUUGCUUCUCCCCAGCUGAGACUUUCCUCCCAUUAUACCCUUUUUCUAUCCACUUCCUGCCAGCCUGUAGCCUUCUUCCUGAGGUAUCCAAGUAGUAAUCCUCCCCCCAAGGGUCCUUAUUCAUGGUGACCCCACACUGAGGAAUAUGCCUGCUGGGCACUGAAACACUUAGGUCUGUCUGUUAAUAUCUGGGUUCCCAGGUCUCUUCUUAAAAGCAAUUGUGGUAGUUAUGAUGUCUGAUAAAUUUCUGCCUUGUUGGCUCUUUCUAUUCUUUACUCUUGGCUUAUGAAAAACAAAAUUAAACCACCUCCUUAUCCUAAUCUGGAGAGAAAAUAGCCUCCCCUUCUACAGUUCCCAUUUUCCUUUUUCCAUGCUUCCUAAGGGGUCAAAACCUCCUCCAAAAUCUCUCCCUGUCCUUGAGUUGGGAACAUUCUCUUCUGUGGCUUCUGCACCUGCUCUCUCAACCCACUGGAUGAGAUUUUCUUCUAGGUCCUUCUCUGAAGACAUGUUCUAGAAGUUUCAGCCAUAGGGAGAUAACCAAUUGGUGUCUUAGAGCAUGCCCUCCUGCACCCAUGACCUCAGUCUUACUGCCCUUUCUGCCUCUCAAGACUACUCAGCUCCAUGUGAUAGGGUGGGGGUGGAGGUGGCACUAGCUUCCUCAACUCUCCCAUGAAGCUCUGUCUUGCUCUGUCCCUAACUGCCAGGGCUGAUGGGGGUCUUAUGGCGAUUUCUUUGGAAAGAAGAAAGCCUGGCGCACUCCAAGGUCUUUCCCUGCAGAAGAGCUUAGAGUAGCAGAAGUAUCAGCGUCUGCUCUCUUUUAAGUCAGAGACUGGCAGGACCCAUCUAUACUAGCCUUAAACUCACUAUUUGCUAUGGUCGCUAACUGCCUGGUCCUUACUCUUUAAGUCCUGAAUAUGGUCUAAUUUCCAUUCUCCUGACACCUCCACCCUCAGCCCUACCCCCUGCUCCGUUAUGAUUCUGGAUAAGCUCAGGUCCUCUUUUGGGUUAGUUUAUUUGUUCCAUUCAGGGCAGAGAGAGCUCUGAACCAGCAACUCAUUCUUUCUCCCCUCACCUCCACAGGCUUGAGAAUAUGCUGUUCCUCCCUCCCCUUUCCACCAUGGACCCCACACUAUGGCCUUUCUUUCAGAUCUUCUGAGAUUGGUACCCAGGCAAGGCACAAUGCCCCUGUUCCCGACAAGACUGCCUAGCCCCUAUUGCUCUGAUCGACUGGUACGGCUAGCAGCCAGGCUCCGGCCAGCACUAUGUGAUACCUUGAUCACUGUGGGGAGCCAAGAAUUCCCUGCCCACAGCCUGGUGCUGGCAGGCGUGAGCCAGCAGCUGGGCCGCAGGGGCCGCUGGGCUCUGGUCAAAGGCAUCAGCCCUUCUACCUUUGCCCAGCUUCUGUACUUUGUUUAUGGGGAGAGUGUAGAGCUGCAACCUGGGGAACUGGCACCCCUUGAGGAAGCGGCCAGAACUUUGGGGGUGCAGUCCCUAGAAGAGGCAUGCAGGAGAGCUCGACAGGACAGGGCUAGAGAACUGGGUACAGGGCUCAAGGAACAUCAGGAGGAGCCAGAGAAACCUAUAAGGGGUUCUGAGAGAGGAUUGGAGGGACAUGGAAAUCAGAGACCAGAGAAAUUUGUUAGAGCUGGUUGGAGAGAACAAGAGACACUGCAUGAGCAAAGAACACAAAGAGAGAGGCUGGAGAGAGCAGAGGCAAUGCAGGAGGGUUCGAGGGAGCAGAUGAGAUCAAAGGAGAAAUUCAAGCAAUCCCCUGUUGGCCAUGGUGGAACAGAUGGAAAACAAGAAGUAAUUAUGUGGGUGACGGAGAGUCCAGGGGGCUCUGAGGAAAGUCUGCGGGAGUUCCCUGGCCCCUUCCCCCCACCAGGUUGCCUCCAAAGCAGCGUCAUUCCUAGGCCCUGGUGGGCUGAGGCCCCUUGGUUGGGGGAGGGCCAGCCUGCCCUGUGGAGCAUCCUGCUGUUGCCACCCAGAUAUGGCACUCCCUUCUCCCAUAGCACCGCCAUCACUGGAGCCUGGCGGGAGGUCUGGCCACAGGACCAGAGGAUCCCACUGACCCUGAACCUCGAGAAAGGUCUCUGGAACCAGAACCAGUUGGGCUCCUCCAGUCCUGCCCCAGGUGCCCUCCCCCAGUGCCCCACAAAACUCAGCCCUGGGGAGAUGGAAGAGUCUGAUCAGAGGCACACAGGUCCACUUGCCACCUGUGUGGGUCAUGUGAGUACAGCAGGCCCAUCACGCCAACAACCUCCCCCACCCCCACCUGCUCGGUCCCGGCCCCAUUCUUGUUCUGUCUGUGGAAAAAGGUUCUCACUCAAGCAUCAGAUGGAGACGCACUACCGAGUCCACACAGGAGAGAAGCCCUUCUCCUGUAGCCUCUGCCCCCAGCGCUCCCGGGACUUCUCAGCCAUGACCAAGCACCUGCGCACGCAUGGGGCCGCACCCUACCGCUGCCCUCUGUGCCGGGCCGGCUGCCCCAGCCUGGCCUCCAUGCAGGCGCACAUGCGUGGCCACUCGCCCAGCCAGCUCCCACCUGGAUGGACCAUUCGCUCCACCUUCCUCUACUCCUCUUCGAGGCCGUCCCGGGCCUCGACCUCUCCCUGUAGGUCCCCUUGCUCCACCACUUGAUGGUGUUGGCAGCUUCUUUGGCUUAAAGAAUGAAAGACGGGCUGAUGGGCUGACUAGGCUUCUGACCCAGCACCGCAGUUACGGCAGCCUAGCAAAUUUGGCUCCAAGAAGCACAGCAAGAAAGGCGCUGAAAGCCGCCUCCCAGAUGACCGCAGGCCCCAGAAGCCUGGGCCAGCGAGCCCGUGUGGGGUGUGGGCAGUAAAGCUUGCACGAGUGAAAAUUAACUGUGCGGGGGCUGGUGAUUCAUCAUCAAAAUAAAGUUUCCUGUGCCCUCCUCUCACGAUCAGAAGCCGAGUCCAGACUUUAGUCUGUGAGCAGUGAGGGAAGGAGGGCAGCCUUGCCCCUUGUCCUGUGGCGGCCCCUGGUGGCCGUGCAUCCACUGUUCAGCGCGGGGGCCGCCUCCUUCUCCCCGGUCUCCCUGUCCUCCCCCAGAGGUAGGGGCCCGCGAGGGCCGCGAAGUCCAGGUUGAUUUAGCAGCAAGCCCUGUUGGAAGGCUGAUUUAGCAGCAAGCCCCGCUGAAAGAGGCACUGAGAAACCAAGUUAUUCGCCCCUUCCACAGCAAGCAACGGUGCGCAGAAUCUGAGUCUGGGACCCCCAGCCCGGGGCUCCAGGAACGCGUGCUCCACCCUACUUGCAGCCACCCUCCUCCUCUCCUUGAGCACAAGGACCGCAAGGCUGCGGCUCUCGAGCCUCUUCCCUCCAUGCCUUGCAGACCCGCAGCCGGGUGGCGUCUCCAACCGAGACUACUCCUUCGCCGCGGCCCCUUUCCCAGCCCACGCCUCCGGCAAGUCGCGAACUGCAUUUCCCAGGGUC